Messenger RNA from Salmo salar (Atlantic salmon), 8387 nucleotides. RefSeq names its product zinc finger protein 609. The record is from RefSeq and is a predicted model, not a curated record. Gene Ontology annotation, biological process: regulation of transcription by RNA polymerase II. Gene Ontology annotation, cellular component: nucleus. NCBI's taxonomy places the organism in Eukaryota, Metazoa, Chordata, Actinopteri, Salmoniformes, Salmonidae.
UCUUUCUAUCUAUGGAGUGUACGUAAUCCGUCGUUGUAUUGGGGUUUGCACACGGGGGCAAAAUGUGGGUAAAUAGGAAGGGGAUACCUAGACCCUAAGGAUUCUCUCAACCCAGUCCCCCAGCAGUCAGAGAAGGUGGCGGACCUCAUUGAGGCAAACCUGGGCCGUUGGCACUAAAAUGUCCUUAAGUAGUGGCACUGCAGGCGGGAAAGGUGUGGACUCGAAUGCGGUGGACACUUACGACAGCGGUGAUGAGUGGGACAUCGGUGUAGGAAAUCUGAUUAUCGACCUAGACGCUGACUUAGAAAAGGACAAACUUGAGAUGUCUGGAACCAAGGACGGAGGGGGUAUGACGGCUCCGCCCAGUGCUGUUGCAGCUUUGCCUGACAACAUCAGAUUUGUUAGUCCUGUACCUGGCCCUCAAGGCAAGGAGAGUAAAUCUAAAUCCAAACGCAGCAAAAACUCAAAAGACAAUAGUAGCAAGGUCUCAGCUGGAGAUGGGGCCAAGAAAGAAGGGCAGACGCGAACCCAAGGGGAACCAACCAACACUGGUGCUACUGCAGGAGCCACUAGCAACAAUUCCACUACUGGCAAAGGAAUGGAGAAGGGUGGCAAAGUCUCUCGGAACAGUGGGAAAAAAGACAAGGAAGGGACAAGUGGGAAAAGUAAGAAGGAGAAAAGCGAGGGAGUGCCAGUGGUGGUAAUAGCUGCCACUGAAAAGGAGGUGGUUUCUCAAGUAGCUUUGGGGGUUAACCGUAGUGCCCCCUUUGAGAACACACAAUCUACAGACUUGGUAGGGGACGAUCAGUUGGGGAAUAUUGCACUUGAGUCUGUUGGGAUUGUUCCAGCAUUGACAAUUAAAACUGAACCGCAGGAGCUGGACAAUAUAGAAUGCAGAACAUUGAAGAAAGUGAAAAAUGAAAAGAUGGAAUCUCCUGUCUCCACACCGGCCCCUCCCCCCCUCCACCUCCUGGCCGCAGUGGGGGACAACAUCGCGUCCCCGUGCGAGCAGAUAAUGGUGCGCACUCGCUCGGUGGCGUCCAACACAUCAGACGCUUCCCUGGCAACGGAGCCCGAUUGCCUUGGUCCCUGCGAGCCCGGGACUAGCGUCAACCUGGAGGGCAUUGUGUGGCAAGAGACCGAAGACGGCAUGCUGGUGGUGAAUGUGACCUGGAGGAACAAGAGCUACGUCGGCACCCUGUUGGACUGUACUCGACACGAUUGGGCACCUCCCAGGUUCUGUGAGUCUCCCACCAGUGACUUGGAGAUGAGGAAUGGCCGGGGCCGGGGCAAGAGGAUGAGGCCCAACAGCAACACACCCGUCAACGAGAACAGCAACUCGUCGGACAACAAGGGCAGCGGCACCAGCAAGACACGUGCCGCCAACAACAACAGUAAGGGCCGGCGGGGCAGCCAGACGUCGUCGGAGCGCCGCACGCCGCCCAACAGCAACACAGAGGACGUCAAGGCCAGCCCCUCAUCGGCCAGCAAGCGCAAGUCCAAACCUGCCUCAGACAUGGAGCCCAACUCCAGCUCUGAGGACACCAAAGGCAACAAGCGCAUGCGCACCAACUCCAACAGCGGAGGAGGAGGGGCGCCUCCCCCUGUCCUUCCCCCCAUCCCCUCAAUUAAAACUGAGCCCCAGCCCCCGACGCUCGACCGCAACUGCCCCUCGCCGGUCCUCAUCGACUGCCCGCACCCCGGCUGCAACAAGAAGUACAAGCACAUCAACGGCCUCAAGUACCACCAGGCACGUGCACACAACGACGACGACGACAUCAAGCUGGACCUGGAUGGGGACAGUGAGUACGGGGAGGACUCCACGCUUCACCCUGAGCCGGGGAACUGCAACGGGGCCUCCAGUUCUCACAAAGGCUGCCUGUCUCCCGCACGGUCCGUCACCCCCAAAGGAAGGGGCUUGGACUGCCAGAGUCCGUCUCCUUCCCCGGGCAAGUUUGGUUCCAAACACAGUAAAAAGAAAGGUGGUGACGCUGACCCUGAAGCAAGCGGCAUGCCGAUGGAAGGCUGUGACGACGGGCCUUGUCUCACCGACGAGGCCAGCAACGAUGGCAUGGAAAAGUCCAAGUCCCACAAAAAGUCCAAGACCGACAAACUUUCUCAGAAGAACAUGAAGUCAUUGUCCCGGCCUGUACCCCCAGGGAGCGUAGCUUCCCAGCAGCUCUACUCCUUACAGGCUGCCUCUUUCCCUGCAGGGGGGAACACCAAUGCCUCCCUAGGGAUCCCCCCUAUGAUACAGGGCAUCCCCAAAAGCCCCCAGAUGAAGGGCGCCCAGCCCACCAAACCCCCUGCCGCGAUGGGAGACCCUGCCGCGCUGAACCCUGCUUCCGGUGCCUCAAAAGAAAAGAAGAAGAAGGAGAAGAAGAAGAGAGACAGCAGGAAGGAGGCAGACAGCCCCAAGCCUCCGGGGAAAGGGGGGAAACCAGAAGAAGGCAAGAGCCCCUACUCUGAGUCCUCAGAGCCAGGAAAAGGUGACGGGCUACUUAACGGCUCCUCGGACCCCCACCAGAGCCGUCUUGCCAGCAUCAAGGCAGAGGCGGAUAAGAUCUACAGCUUCACCGACAAUGCCCCCAGUCUGUCCAUAGGGGUGGCCAGCCGGAUUGAGGGCACGGGAAUGCCUCAGCCACUCACGCCCCUCCACGUGGUCACCCAGAAUGGUGGCGGAGCCGACAACUCCUCAGUCAAGACCAACAGCCCGGCGUACUCGGACAUCUCGGACGCAGGGGAGGACGGAGAGGGCAGACUUGUGGAAGGGGUGAAGGUCAAGGUGGAGGAUCAAGGCAUCAGAGAAGGAGCCAAGAAAGCCUUGUUCCCCAGCCAGACGCCCAACAAGGAGUCUCCGUACUAUGCCGGCUAUGAGGCCUACUACUCGCCCAACUACACCUGCCCCAGCCCGGGUGCCGCCAACCCGGGCAUGCCGCACACCGAAAGUCCGGCGGUGAAAGUGAAGCGUGAGGACGAACAGGAGAAUGUGGAAGACAAGGUCAAAGUGGAGCCUCACGAAGAUCGCAAACCCGAGAUGAACGCCUCCAGUCAACAACAACAACAACAACAACAUCAUCAUCAGCAGCAGCAACAGUCAGUCAUCCAACAGCGCUCCAACAUGUACAUGCAGCCUCUCUAUUACAACCAGUACUCCUACGUUCCCCCGUACGCCUACCACCCGGACCAGGCCUACCACAACCACCUGCUCAACACCAACCCAGCCUACCGGCACCAGUACGAGGAGCGCCAGCGCCAGGUGAUCUCUGAGCAGCACAGGGCGGCAGUGGCGGAGAAGAAGAGCUCUGACGCGGCGGCCAUGAAGGAACGCGAGGCCUCCAUGAAGGAGGAGUGGAAGCAGAAGGCCUUGGGGCCGCCCACUCUCUCCAAGGCCCCUGGCAAGACUGACAGCCUGGCCAACAAGACCCAACAGAACCAGGGUAAGACCAGAGACUCUCCAUCGGAGCCCUCCAAGGCCUCCGCCACUGGCCUGAAAGGAGAGGUAUCUAAGUCCCAGCAGGCCGAAGGGCUGAAGAUGAAGCUGAGUGAAGGGGGGCACCAUGGGAAGGAGGACUCCAAGCCAAGCCUGGACUCCAGAGCGGGGAUAGAGCAAGCCAUGUGGUACAGACAGCAGACCCAGAUGGAGGACGAGCAGCAACAACCACCACCGCGGUGGAAAGACGAGAGAGACCGAGAGCGAGAGAGAGACCGCGACCGCAAAGGAAAGGACGACAGGCCCAACAGGCCCAAGGAGAGUGGCGGUCCCAAAGAGGAGGAUGGCGCUGGUCCGAAAGAGGGCACAGACCCCAGAACGUCUUCUGCUGAGGACCAACGGGCCAUGGGCAAAGACCCUCGUGCCAAUGCCCACAUGCAGUUCUCCUCUGCCCUGGCGCAGCAUCAGGGCUACAUGCCCUAUAUGCAUGGUUACCCUUAUGGGCAGGGCUAUGACCCCAGCCACCCCGGGUACAGAGGCAUGCCCACAGUCAUGAUGCAGAAUUACCCAGGUUCCCCCUACCUGCCCGCGGGCUACCCAUUCUCCCCGUACGGCGGCAAGAUGGCUGGUGGUGAGGAGGAGGUGAGGGGAGGUGACAAGUCACGCGCCAGCCCCACGGUGAGUGGCAAGGCAGCUUCGGUGGACUCCAAGGCCCUGGACAUCCUGCAGCAGCACGCCAGCCAGUACAAGAGCAAGUCCCCCACGGUGGGCGACAAGCCGUCCCAUGAGAGGGACAGGGGAGAGAGGAGCGGCGGGGAGAGGGAACGAGAGAGGGACAUGGAGCGGCCACGCUCCUCGCCCUCCCAGCGCAUCAUGCCCUCCCAUCACCACCUGGGAUACCCGCUGCUCUCGGGCCAGUAUGAUCUGUCCUACACUACAGGUCUCUCGUCAUCAGCUAUUGUUGCCAGUCAGCAAGCCGCAGCCCCCUCCCUCUACCCCCCGGCGCGGAGAUGAAAACGGGAGACGUGACUGACACCUCGCCACCCUGCAAAGAUUCAUGUGACUGGCUCACAUGAGGAAGCCCUGGGCUCCGAGUCCAUUUUAGACAUCAGUUGAAUGGUGUUUCUAUAUUUUUAGUUCUCUGCCUGAAUGUCCGGCAGAUUCUUUUUUUUUCUUCUUCUCCUAGCAGCAUCUUUUUCCCUCAUUUCCCUCCUGCCCCACCGUGGCCUAGGACUGAACUCAGCCAAGGUUUCCCUCCUGCCCCACCGUGGACUAGGACUGACCUCAGCCAAGGUUUCCCUCCUGCCCCACCGUGGACUAGGACUGACCUCACCCAAGGUUUCCCUCCUGCCCCACCGUGGACUAGGACUGACCUCACCCAAGGUUCAAAGCCAUCACUGUCUGCCCAUGUGCACACCUCCGCUGAUAUCUAUUGGUCUUUGCACUGUUGAUGAACGAACACAUGCAAAAAUAGACCAACUGACUGCCUGAAAAGCUGAAAAGGGGUUCUGACUGCAUAGUUUUUUUUGUCCCGUGCAGAACGGGGCUGGGUGGCUGGGGGGGAGGGGUGAUGGGGGAGGGGUCAAACUAAAAUAAAGACUGACAAAAGUAAACAAGUGAAUCAUGUUGAAAUGUUUGAACUUGCUGUUGUUGGCCUGUUGUACGCAGUGUGCCAGUAUAUCUUGACAAUUGUCAUUAGUAGGUUUACUGUGUGUGGUGAGAGGACGCUUGAGGAGAGAGGCUCAACCUCAGAAUUCUAUAGGUGUUGAAGGGUUUGUUUUCUCGUCCCUCAACCAGCCAUUUGCUCGCUAAACACCUCUUGAUUCACUUUUCAGGGAUAGACAUAAUUAUUGUGUGAAGGGAACACAUUCACCUCAAUAUAGUUCAUGUUUUGUGUUUUCUUGACAUUUGCAUUGUUCAUUUCACGGCAUGAGUGACUUUUCUUUCAGUUAAUUUGAUUCCUCCCCACUUCCCAAUCCAUCCUUUAAUGUGUUUUUGAUACGCCAGUCUCACUUCACCCUUUCCGUACACUGAAUCAACCAAAUCACACAAAACCGUGGCUCACUCUGAUCAAUAUUGCACUGACUGAUGUCCAGUUGUAACCAUGGUUUCUGUUCAGAAGUGUAGAGCUGUUUAUUACCUCAGAACACUGGGGAUCAUCUACUGAAGAGGUCGGCCAUUUUCACCUUACUGGUCCUGCAAUCGGCACAGCAAAUGGACCAGUUCGUUAUCCUGUCAAUUUCCAUGGAGGAAGAAUCAAACAACUGAUUGCGGAGGAGGAGGAUGAGGAAGGAUGCACAACGUAAAGUCAAGGCAGAACCAGGGAGGAGCGAUGCCCGGCUAGACAACACACAACCAACCACACACAUCUAGCUCAGAGCGACCCCAUCCCGUCAGCAACACCACUUGUGUGGGCAGCGCUUCAAUCCUAUAUACCCUUGGCUUAGCAACCCUUCCCCUGUGUUACAGUAGUGCAGCACUGAGCCAAUGUGGGAGUCCGUGUAGAUUCAACCAAGCCUGGCCAAUGUCUGGCACUCCUAUCACUGGGUGGCCCUUCAGGUGACAACUGCCAGAGACUGUUACAUGGUCACAUUACAGCUGGGCUCCCCUCAGUAGAGGGACGUCACCUGUCUUGACUCUCACUCACUUCAUUCAACCCCUUCUCUCUGCCACUCACCUCAUUCAACCCCUUCUCUCUGCCACUCACCUCAUUCAACCCCUUCUCUCUGCCACUCACCUCAUUCAACCCCCUUCUCUCUGCCACUCACCUCAUUCAACCCCCUUCUCUCUGCCACUCACCUCAUUCAACCCCCUUCUCUCUGCCACUCACCUCAUUCAACCCCCUUCUCUCUGCCACUCACCUCAUUCAACCCCCUUCUCUCUGCCACUCACCUCAUUCAACCCCCUUCUCUCUGCCACUCACCUCAUUCAACCCCUUCUCUCUGCCACUCACCUCAUUCAACCCCCUUCUCUCUGCCACUCACCUCAUUCAACCCCCUUCUCUCUGCCACUCACCUCAUUCAACCCCCUUCUCUCUGCCACUCACCUCAUUCAACCCCCUUCUCUCUGCCACUCUCUCAGACCAGUGGGGCAGUAGGGGUUUUGGAGAUGAGGGGGGAGUGUAGUCUCUCAGACCAGUGGGGCAGUAGGGGUUUUGGAGAUGAGGGGGGAGUGUAGUCUCUCAGACCAGUGGGGCAGUAGGGGUUUUGGAGAUGAGGGGGAGUGUAGUCUCUCAGACCAGUGGGGCAGUAGGGGUUUUGGAGAUGAGGGGGGAGUGUAGUCUCUCAGACCAGUGGGGCAGUAGGGGUUUUGGAGAUGAGGGGGUGUUAAUCAAAGGUGAUUUAAAAACAGUCACAGUGAUCUUAGAUUUGUUCUUUACCUGUUUAUUUAUUCAAGAACCCUUUUUGAAGAAGAUCUAGGGAUGUUGUCUGGAUUGAAGCAUGGAUGAACUCUUGAGUUGAGAAGCUUAAUUUAACCUUUGUGCCCAUUUAAGCAAGGAGCCAUGAAAUGAUGCCUCUGUAGUGGGAUACGGCACCUAAAACACAACACAAUGUCCUCCCCUCCACUAAUGCAGGCGCUGCAAAAAGACUCCUUUCCUAUUGACACAAAGUAGUCGCUAUACAAUGUAUAGAAAAGGCUUCAUAUGGUGCGUGAGCUGGAGUCGUUGAGAGUGAAGCUAAACCAGUCGUUAAAAGUGAAAGAUGUAUAUUUAUUUUUUCUAUUUUCAGGGAGGGGUACUUGCGCUAUACAAACGAGGCUUGUUGACAGUCUGCCCUGUAAGAAACAAUGUGGAAUGUUCCAGAAGUCAACAUACUGCUGGCCAGAACAUUAUCACAAUUGUCAGGUAGCUUCUUUUUUAUUUUUGUUCAGUAUUGAAGUACAUAUAUACACCUGGAUUUCACUAACUUGAACCUGCUAGCUUGGUGGUGUAACACCUUGUAAAGGACUAGGACAGUUAACAUAUUAGUCUCAUUGUGUUGCUAGUUUCUUGUCCUAUAGGACUAGGACAGUUAACAUAUUAGUCUCAUUGUGUUGCUAGUUUCUUGUCCUAUAGGACUAGGACAGUUAACAUAUUGGUCUCAUUGUGUUGCUAGUUUCUUGUCCUAUAGGACUAGGACAGUUAACAUAUUAGUCUCAUUGUGUUGCUAGUUUCUUGUCCACAAGUGUCAUGGUUCAUAAAUGGAAUGGUGUUGCGACCUGUAUAUCUGAAUGUGACAGUGUGUUGAGAUGUCCUGUACAACUAAUAUCUAAUAGAAAUAUAGACCGCUGUGACGUUGUAUGACGCAUCAGUGGAUUGUCAUUUCUACAUGUCCCAAGCAGGUGGCGUAAGAAUGGCUUUCCACUAUACUGGAGGAAGAGACUAGUGCAUUGCUCCAAAGGACAGAGAUUUAGACUUGGUAGUAGGUUGAAUAAGAAUCGUAUUGCCUUAGGGGUAUGAUAAAGCCACACAAGCAAGUACUUACUAUCCAGCAACUUAAAGGAAAAAGCUCUUGAUUUUGUCUUGUUAUUUUUGGAGGACAUCCUUUCUUUGUUAGCUACUCUUUGACUGAGUCGUUUUUUUGUUCUCCAGAACGGCAGUUGCUUCAGUUGUCUCAAUUGGUGCUUAUAAAAACAUCCUUUAUCCCUUGGGAACAAAGACACUCUUUCCGACAUCUUAAAUUACCAGAUCAUGUCUUGUCUCCCUCCUCACCUUCCUCACGGGCCCUCUCGUGUCACUCAGAACCCUCAAAGUAUCACUCACUGGUACUUGCAAGGAUGUUUACAAUGGUUUUCAUUUCUAUGGUUGAGCCCUGUUUCCUGUGGUCUCACCCCUUCCCUCCCUCUUCUCCUUCAUCCUCCCCUUCAGGAGUUUAUGUAAAGUGUGCAUUACCACCACGGUUCUUUUUUUAUACAAUACUGUAACUUGCCUUUGUACAUUUGGGCGAAAAAUAAAUCUUUUUAUGAGACAAUCAUA